This is a messenger RNA of Nelumbo nucifera (sacred lotus), 2634 nucleotides long. RefSeq names its product Pentatricopeptide repeat (PPR) superfamily protein. Gene Ontology annotation, molecular function: RNA binding; protein binding; zinc ion binding. Gene Ontology annotation, biological process: RNA modification. The record is from RefSeq and is a predicted model, not a curated record. Lineage: Eukaryota; Viridiplantae; Streptophyta; Magnoliopsida; Proteales; Nelumbonaceae.
AAUAUUAAGAUAAAUUUAUUAUUCGUCAUCCAAACCGUUGCUUGGUUGACCAUAAAGGUGUGGAGAAAUGGUCUGAUGGGCAGAUGGGAUUCAUUCCCUCCCAGACACACAACAUUCGACCUGUAAUGGUUGCCGUUUCCCGCCAUUUGAGCAGAAACAGGUUUUUAGCCUCUUCCCGUUGUUACCACUCUCUACAACAAAUCCAGCAGUUAACCUUUCUUCCAUUCUCUGAACAACAACGACAAAAGAAACUCUUAGAAUCUAGACUUGUUUCUCUUCUCCAUAGCUGCAAUGAUGUCAACCAGAUCAGGCAAGUUCACGCUCAUCUCAUUCGGAAAGGUCUCGAUCAGUGCUCAUUCGUUCUGGCCAAGCUCAUCCGGAUGCUUACUAAAUUUAACGUAUCCAUGGACCCUUACCCCCGUCUCAUUUUUUAUCAGGUCCAGCACCCAAAUCCAUUUCUUUGGACGGCGCUUAUUCGAGGCUAUUCUCUCCACGGCCUCUUCAGUGAGUCAAUAGUACUCUAUAAGUGCAUGAGAAGGGAAGGUACAGGUCCUGUAUCGUUCACUUUCUCGGCCCUCUUUAAGGCUUGUACUGCGGCCCUCGAUGUCAACUCUGGGCGGCAAAUACAUUGCCAAACUAUUUCGAUUGGUGGAUUCGAGUCGAAUCUUUACGUAAGCAACACAUUGAUUGAUAUGUAUGUGAAAUGUGGAUAUCCGGAAUGUGGCCACCGAGUAUUUGAUGAGAUGCCUGUUAGAGAUGUAAUCUCAUGGACGUCGUUAAUUGUUGCUUAUGCGAAAAAUGGAGAUAUGGAAGCAGCGGCAGAGUUGUUCGAUGGGUUACCAGAAAAAGACAUGGUGGCAUGGACGGCAAUGGUCACGGGUUACGCCCAAAACGGAAGGCCAAAGGAAGCACUGAGAUUGUUCGAAAGAAUGCAGGAUGUAGGUGCGGAAACAGAUGAAGUCACGUUGGUGGGUGUCAUUUCGGCCUGUGCCCAACUAGGUGCAUUGAAGUAUGCUAGUUGGGUUCGGGAUAUUGCUGAACAAGCAGGAUUAGGGCCUCCUUGGAAUGUUGUCAUCGGGUCUGCUUUGAUAGAUAUGUACUGCAAAUGCGGGAGCGUGGUGGACGCAUAUCAAGUUUUUGAAGGAAUGACUGAGCGGAAUGUAUUUUCUUACAGUGCGAUGAUUUUGGGGUUUGCAGUUCACGGACAGGCUGUUUCAGCAAUGAAAUUGUUCUCUGAUAUGGCAGAGACAGAGACAAGGCCAAACAGGGUUACAUUUAUUGGGGUGCUUACUGCAUGUAGCCAUGCAGGGAUGGUGGAGCAGGGACGUUGUUUAUUUUCAAGUAUGAAGGAAGUCUAUGGGAUUGAACCAUCCGCGGACCACUACACGUGCAUGGUAGACAUUCUUGGUCGUGCUGGACACCUGGAAGAAGCUCACAAUCUUAUUAAAUCAAUGCCAAUCGAACGCCAUGGAGGUGUGUGGGGAGCACUUCUUGGUGCAUGUCGUAUUCAUAAGAAUCCUGACCUUGCUGAGAUUGUCGCCAGUCAUCUGUUUGAGCUUGAGCCCGAUGCUAUUGGAAACUAUGUAUUGCUUUCAAAUAUCAAUGCAUCCGCAGGUAGGUGGGAUGAUGUUUCAAGGGUAAGGAAGUUGAUGAGAAUGAGAGGUCUUAGAAAGAACCCAGGGUGCAGUUGGAUGGAAACAGAGGAUGGGGUCAUUCAUGAGUUCUUUGCAGGGGACAUGACUCAUCCUAAGUCCACUGAAAUAAAACAGGCUUUGGAGGAUCUUCUGGAAAGAUUAAAGCUUGAUGGAUACAAACCAAAUCUCAGUUCUGUGGUUUAUGAUGUCAGUGACGAAGAAAAGGAGAGGUUGCUAAUGAGCCAUAGUGAAAAACUAGCCUUGGUGUUUGGGCUUAUGACCACAAGCCCUGGCAGCACCAUAAGAAUCAUGAAAAACCUUAGGAUGUGUGAGGACUGUCACUCAGUUAUAUGUGGUGCCUCUAGGAUCAUGAGUAUGGAGAUUAUAGUGAGGGAUAACAUGAGGUUUCACCAUUUUCAUGAUGGGUUAUGUUCCUGUGGCAAUUUCUGGUGAUUGAGUUGGAGAUCCAGUUAAAUUUGAUUCGCAAGGUUGGCCUAUUAGAAAUUUAGAAUCAUGCAUGAGUAUAACAGAGUUGCUUCUUUCCCUAUUCUUGUGCAAGCUGAUGAAUCGUGGUUGUUGGUGUCAGUUUUUUGUUAAUAGCCACAUGUCAGCCACGUCUGCAAUAGGGCAACAUCAACAAACUAAGGGCUGACUUGGACCGCAUUUCUGUAUUCUUUGGAGACCUCACUGGCUAGCCUUUAUUUCUUGACAUGGAGCGUGCUUGACUGGUACCAGGGCAGACGCCCUGUUGACUGUUGUCUUCCCAGGGUGAUGGUUGAUCUCUUGCAUGAAGACUACAGAUAAACUGAUGGUGGACGUCCUAUCUUUCCUUGCGAGAGUCGUGUUUCUCUUGCCCUCAUCUUGACAAUGAGUGUAUGUGAAGUGAGGCCACAGUAGCAACAUGCAAUGCACCCUGCUGUUCUGUGAAAGCUUCUUUUUCAUUAAUGUAUGCUGCCUAUAUUUUCCUUUUCUCUAACAAGAUCAGACCUGACUUAUCUAA